Messenger RNA from Perkinsus marinus ATCC 50983, 240 nucleotides. RefSeq lists its product as hypothetical. Lineage: Eukaryota; Perkinsozoa; Perkinsida; Perkinsidae. The transcript has 2 exons. The annotation marks the transcript as partial. The record is from RefSeq and is a predicted model, not a curated record.
AUGUCGGACUUUGAAAUACUCAGCAUCCCAACAGCGGGAGCCACUACGGGGGAAAGACUACUGUCUUUGAGAAACUUCCUCGAUCACCAUGUACCUUACAGAAACUGGCUGGCUAAUAGCUUCGUACUCCAGGACCGGAAGGCCGUAUUGAGCAAAAUGAAACAGACCGCCAAGUGGAUGAUCGUCUUGAACAUUCAAGAACCGCAACCAUUCAAUUGGAUGCAACUCAACAAUCACAAG